Molecule: messenger RNA, 1286 nt
Organism: Asparagus officinalis (garden asparagus)
Lineage: Eukaryota; Viridiplantae; Streptophyta; Magnoliopsida; Asparagales; Asparagaceae
Product: caffeic acid 3-O-methyltransferase-like
Exons: 4
Coding region: 64-1155 (363 amino acids)
Biological process (GO): methylation
Molecular function (GO): protein dimerization activity; O-methyltransferase activity; S-adenosylmethionine-dependent methyltransferase activity
Source: RefSeq, a predicted model, not a curated record
UCCCGCUCACUCUCACACACACACUCUCUCUCUCUCCCUCUCUCCCCGCACUUUUCAGCAAAAAUGGGUACGGUCCAGAACUUGACAACCCUAGCUCCCCAAAUUACCACGGACGAGGACGCUUUCAUCUAUGCUCACCAACUAGUCUCCUUCUCCGUCCUUCCCAUGACCCUAACAUCCGCCAUUGAUCUCGGCAUCUUCGACAUCAUCGCCAAGGCGGGUCCCGGCGCUUCCUUGUCCCCCGGAGAGAUCGCUGCUCAGCUGCCGACCAAAAAUCCAGAGGCUGCGUCGAUGCUCGACAGGAUGAUGAGGCUGCUGGCGAGUUACAGUGUGUUGACUUGCACCGUGGAGGCGAGGGAUGACGGAGGGGUGGAGAGGAAGUAUGGGGCUGCGCCGGUGGUGAAGUACCUGGCAAAGAAUGAGGAUGGGGUUUCUAUAGCGGCUAUGGCUAUGCACCAGGACAGAGUGUUCAUGGAGAGCUGGUAUUAUUUGAAGGAUGCAGUGUUGAACGGAGGCAUCCCAUUCAUCAAGGCCCACGGUAUGGGCGCUUUCGAGUAUCUUGGCACAGAUCCAAGGGCCAAUAAAGUGUACAACGAAGGGGUGAAGAACUACUCAACCAUCUUAACCAAGAAAAUCCUCGAGACCUACAAGGGUUUUGAUGAUCUAAAGGUGCUCGUGGAUGUUGGUGGAGGUGUUGGAGGAACCCUCAAGAUGAUACUCCAGAAGCAUCCCCAUAUAAAGGGGAUUAACUUUGAUCUCCCUCAUGUCAUUUCUGAGGCUGAACCAAUUCCAGGAGUGGAGCACGUUACCGGAGAUAUAUUUGAGAGUGUUCCGAGCGGAGAUGGCAUCUUAAUGAAAUGGUUUCUAAACAUAUGGACUGAUGAAGAUUGCAUCAAGAUACUGAGGAAUUGUUGGAAGGCAUUGCCGGAGGACGGCAAGGUGAUCAUAAUGAAUAGCAUGAUUCCGGUCGACCCAAAGCCGAUUAUGGCAAAUCAAGAAGAGAUCUUCUUGGAUCUCGUCGUGAUGGUCAAAUAUCCCGGUGGUAAAGAGAGAACCGAGAAGGAAUUUCACUCCUUGGCCAAACGAGCAGGCUUCUCUAGUUCCGAAGUCAUCUACGGUUUUGCCAAUAAUUGUAUGAUUGAGUUCUACAAAUAGACCAUGAGCGGUUUGUCAUGGGACUCGAUGUUGGAGCUUGGAUUUGUUAGAGCUUGGAUUUGAUGUGCUUCGAUCUUGUUGUCCAAAGAAUAAAAACGAUCCAUCAUGGAAUCGUAUUGCUUUUCAAUUGC